Platichthys flesus (European flounder) is the source of this 2376-nucleotide messenger RNA. It is a transcript of the gene sox2, whose product is annotated as SRY-box transcription factor 2. Bases 403 to 1365 code for a protein of 320 amino acids. Gene Ontology annotation, biological process: regulation of DNA-templated transcription; anatomical structure morphogenesis; cell differentiation. Gene Ontology annotation, molecular function: DNA-binding transcription factor activity, RNA polymerase II-specific; RNA polymerase II cis-regulatory region sequence-specific DNA binding. Lineage: Eukaryota; Metazoa; Chordata; Actinopteri; Pleuronectiformes; Pleuronectidae. The transcript has a single exon. The record is from RefSeq and is a predicted model, not a curated record.
UAUUAACUUGUUCAAAAACUAUCUGGAGUUGUCAAGGCUCAGAAGGACGCAGGCGAAAAGUACAGUGUGUUGAUGCUUUUUGGGAGAAGCGACGGGAGAAGUUUUGUGGACUCGACAUAGCAGGAGCCCACCGGGAGAAGACUCACGCUCACAGACACACACUCGCAGAGAGACUCCACUGAGUGGGAGAGUGUGGGAGACGCGGCUCGGUGCUUGUUGUUUUUUUCCAGAGAAAAAGUUCCAGAGAGAAAUCGACAGGUAACUUGUGGCAGCAGCAGCAGCAGCUCCUCAUCCUCCUCUUCCUCCUCAUCCUCAGCGUCCUGCCUCUGGCGUGUGGAGUUUGUCUCUGUGUGGGUUGUUUCUCUCCUCCGCACGGGAGCUCCACCUGAAAAGCUGUUCCUGAUGUAUAACAUGAUGGAGACCGAACUGAAGCCCCCUGCUCCCCAGACCAACACGGGGGGCCCGGGCAACACCAACACGUCCGGCUCUGGCCCCAACGCGAAGAACAGUCCGGAGCGCGUAAAGAGACCCAUGAACGCGUUCAUGGUGUGGUCCCGAGGCCAGAGGAGGAAGAUGGCCCAGGAGAACCCCAAAAUGCACAACUCGGAGAUAAGCAAGAGGCUUGGCGCAGAGUGGAAACUUCUGUCCGAGAGCGAGAAGAGACCUUUCAUCGACGAAGCCAAGAGGCUGCGGGCCCUGCACAUGAAGGAGCAUCCGGAUUACAAAUACCGGCCACGGAGGAAAACCAAGACCCUCAUGAAGAAGGACAAGUACACCUUGCCCGGCGGGCUGCUGGCUCCGGGAGGCAACGGGAUGGGGUCUGGGGUCGGGGUGGGCUCGGGUCUGGGCGGCGGCGUGAACCAGCGGAUGGACAGCUACGCGGCGCACAUGAACGGCUGGACCAACGGCGGCUACGGCAUGAUGCAGGACCAGCUGAGCUACCAGCACCCGGGGCUGAACGCGCACAACGCGGGCCAGAUGCAGUCCAUGCACCGCUACGACAUGAGCGCCCUGCAGUACAACACCAUGGCCAGCUCCCAGAGCUACAUGAACGGCUCCCCGACCUACUCCAUGUCCUACUCCCAGCAGUCCACGCCGGGGAUGACCAGCCUGGGCUCCAUGGGGCCCUCCUCGGUGGUGAAGUCCGAAUCCAGCAGCUCCAGCCCGCCCGUCGUCACCUCGUCGUCCCACCGGGCCGCUCCGGGCUGCCAAAGCGGGGACCUGAGGGACAUGAUCAGCAUGUACCUGCCCGGGGCGGAGGUCAGCGAGCAGAGCGCCCAGACCCGGCUACACAUGUCCGGGCACUACCAGAGCGCCGUGCCCGGGACGACGAUCAACGGCACGCUGCCGUUAACACACAUGUAAGAGACACAGCCCAGAGAGAAGCGAGAGAGAGAGAGAGUCAGAGAGAGAGAGAGAGAAAGAGAGAGAGAGAGAGAGAGAAAUGAACUUUUAUAAGAGAAACUGUGGACUACUUAACGUUGGACUAUUUUUGUACAGAAAAAUUUCGGGGUGGGAAAAAGUUGUAUAGAAGUUCUCCGGGAAAAAAAGGACACACGACUCUUUUUUCUUUUCUUGCAUUUGAUUGAGAGGAAGCUCCAGAGGAGAACAUCCCCCUGUUCGCUGGAGGAUGAAGUUUGGAAAGACGAGACAGUGGGAGUCGCAAUCAAAUGUUUUAUUAUUGCAAUCACCUUUUGUACAGUAUUUAUCAAAGACACAUUACAAUCAGAUGAAAUUGUUUGCUAAACUGCAAGAGGUUGCAUUUUUUCCUUUCUGUUUUUUUAUAUAUACAUAUUUAUAUAUAUAUAUAUAUAUAUAUAUAUAUAUAUAUAUAUAUAUAUAUAUAUAUAUAUAAAUCAACAGCCGUUCUGCAGAAAAAUAUGAAACGUGAAAAAUGUCAGAGCUGGAAACACAGGGGAGCGAUCAGUUAUGCUCCUGUAUUACUGAAAAUCAUUGGAAAGAAAAGGGACGAAGCAGGUAACACUGUUUUUUAUUUUUCAUUUAAGGUCAAUGUUACUAAAACAUUUUAAUUUCUUUAUAAAAAAAAAGAUAAGACACUUUUUUCUCUCAUACAGCUUAAAAUCUAGGUUGUUAAUUUAUAUUUCCGUCUCCCAUUUUUCAUCUGUUAGAGGUAUGACGCUUGUGCUCUUUAUUUCCUAAUUGAUUUGUACAAUUUCUGUAUAUUUACUGUGAUAUUUUAAGUUUUUAUUUCAAAAUUCAUUCCCGUAGUUGUAUUUUAAAAAUUGUGGCCUGUACGCAUAAGCCAACCACUCCAUGUAUAUAUACCGGAAACUAAUACCAUCCUUAUAACAGUUACACUUUCAGCUGAGUAUAUUUUUUUUUUCAAUAUGCAGUUUGAAAUGAAUAAAUUUUGGA